UUUAUUUACAAUCUAGCAUUCGGCUGAUAUAGCUCGACCGACACAGUACAGCUGACUGCUGUUCGCUCAGGUAGAAAAAAAAAUUGGACCAGCAAAAGUGCAAUUUUAGUUUUAUAUUGAGUGCAUGCAUCUGUGAUUGAACCUAAAUAUGUCCUGAGAUGGUAUUUCGAAUCUCUCGUUCAGUAUGUGUAUAUAGGAAGUUUUAAUAAAUCAAUCAAAAAUUGUACGACGCACGACGAAAGGGAAACCAGGAAAAAGCUAAAAAUGGGAAGAAAUAUUCUGGCAAGCAGUUUGCAAAAUGCAUCCUUCAGCAUCGUAUUUCAGUUUAUUCUAUAAAUUCCAGAUAUUCUGCCGGUGUAUCACAUUUGCGAUAAAUGCAUUCAUCGUGAGAAGUGUCGGUCGAGAUGUGCUGGGAAUCACCAACGUUCGAUUGCUCCUGCUGGAAAGCACACUGCUAUUUCUGUCCAAAGAGGCAAUAACCAGGGCCGCCUUGAGCUCUAGGCACAACAAACUUUGCACAUGGGCUCAGUUGAUUAACCAGUUGUGGAUCACGGUCCCGAUAUGUUUGGUUCUGUCGAUGCCGUGUCUCUACAUCUGGCUCAACUGGUUAUCGACAGUGGAUGAGCAGUACUACGUCCAGUAUCGUUUUGGCUGUUUUGCAAUUGCAUUCGCAUGCAUCAUAGAACUAACUGCGGAGGCUCCCAUCUUUGUGUCGCAGGUGUUCUGCUUCGUAAAGCUUAAGGUGGUGAUGGACACCGGCCAUAUCUUCAUCCGUUCGUUUGUCUUCAUAGUGCUGGUCCUGCUAAACAAAAGCAUAACCAUCUAUGCGUUUGGAAUUGCACAAAUCAUCAGUGCCGUCACGAUCAUCGUGGGUAACUAUGCGUUCUUCCAUCUGUACAUACCGCGGUUGAAGCAGUACCGCAACGAGAUGAAACGGGUAGACGACAAGUACGAGCUGCGAAAGACGUUCGGGAAGUAUUACGAAAAUAUGGAAGAUUUCCCGUUUUCGUCCGUGAGGGAAAUGCUGCCCGGAGCUCUUCCCAAUUCGGGCUCCACUUUCAACACCGAUCUCCAGAAGCUGGUCCUCAGCUUUGCCAAGCAGGGUAUACUCAAGCAGGUCCUAACGGAGGGCGAGAAGUACGUUAUGUCGGUCAGUCCCGUGUUGACCUUCAGUGAGCAGGCCACGUACGAUGUUGUCAACAAUAUGGGUAGCCUGGCCGCCCGAUUCAUCUUCCGGCCCAUCGAGGAUAGCAGCUAUUUCUACUUUACGCAGACGAUAGCUCGAGAUUUGAAACUUGUGGAUCAGAAGCGCGAGAAGGUGAACGAAGCUUGCCAGGUGUUGUCGUAUGUUUGCAAGACGGUUACGUCUAUCGGGCUGGUUGGAUUUGUGUUCGGGCAGAGCUAUGCCGGUACGUUGUUACUGUUGUACGGAGGAUCGGAAUUCGUCGAAGGCGGUCUUCCGGAACUGUUGCUCCGAUGGCACUGCUUGGCGAUUGUGCUUUUGGCUAUGAAUGGUAUUACCGAGGGAUACAUGUUUGCAACGAACACCUCCAAGCAGAUCGAUACCUACAACUACUACAUGGCGUUUUUCUCAGUGGCCUUCCUGCUUUUGUCCUAUCAGCUGACGAACUGGUUGGGCCCAGUCGGGUUCGUGCUGGCCAAUGUUUGCAACAUGAGUUUUCGCAUUAGUUACAGUUUGUACUACAUCCGGAAUCAGUACAAAGACAUCGGACGGAGUCCGCUGCGGAGCUUCCUGCCGGGACCACUGUUUAUAACUGUGCUGGCACUCGGUGGUUUUGCUUGCAAAAUCAGUGAGUCUUACUUCUUUGGACGAUCAAUUUUUUAUCACCUUUUGGUAGGCGUGCUGUGCACCGGGCUGACACUGCUCACGUGGAGCUUUGAAAAUCGCGAACUUUUGCGAGCCGGUCUGACGAAGUACCGUGAACGGAAGUUGAGCUUGACGAGUGAAUCGAAUUUAAUAAAUUGAAUGAAUUUACUACCUA
Messenger RNA from Aedes albopictus (Asian tiger mosquito), 2003 nucleotides. Its product is annotated as protein RFT1 homolog. Lineage: Eukaryota; Metazoa; Arthropoda; Insecta; Diptera; Culicidae. The record is from RefSeq and is a predicted model, not a curated record. Gene Ontology annotation, cellular component: endoplasmic reticulum membrane. Bases 299 to 1987 code for a protein of 562 amino acids. The transcript has 4 exons. Gene Ontology annotation, biological process: dolichol-linked oligosaccharide biosynthetic process; glycolipid translocation.